AUGUUCCCUUUAAUCGAGGACGAAGGCCGCACCGAAUACCCCUUCCCCCCUGUACCGCCGACCGCUAUGGACGCCGUUGAGCCGUCUUCGUCCUCGAGCGACACGCUCCCUUCGGCGCCGUCGCGGAUAGGCUCGCGGAGCUCGCGGUCCUCGCCGGCGCCGGCGCAACACUUGCCGCGCGAACGGGACUACGCAUACGACCACGACCAUUCCUGGGCUGGCGCGAGCGGGAAGGCAAAGUUGCUCGCGCGGCUGAUGACGCGCUCGGAGCGCGACGCGAACCACUACCGGUCCAUGCUCAUGCUCGCGAACGAGCGACUCGAGCACGAGACGCGGCGCGCGGACGACGCGGAGCAGCGCGCCAUCGACACGCUGCAGCGCCUCCGACAGGCGCGUGACCAGAUCGCGCAGGCGCAUUCGGAUGUCUCGCGCGCGAACGAGGAGACGAGGCUGUGGAAGCUGCGUGUGGAAGAGGCGCAGAGGGAGAUAUCGCGGGCGCAGGAGAUCGUGGACAGGCUGGAACAGGAUAAACUGGACGCGGAGGCGGAGGCGGCGCGGGCAAGGACGCUCGCGAGGAAGCUGAAGGAAGAGAAGGUAAUUGCUAGGGCGAGGGAGGAGGGGCGUCAGCAGGGCUUCCAGGAAGGUCUUAGCAAGGGCAGGGAGAUGAACUAUUACGAAGCCCGGGCAGUUGGCAUUACGUCUCGGAACGAACCCGGGAGAUACACGCGACGCCCGGCGGUCGUCGAUGACAUGUCUGACGAAGAGGAGCAGGACGAAAACGCGACGGGAAGCGGGAGUCAGCCGGAAGAGAUCAUUCCCAUCACGCGUUCACCGCCGCCUCAGACAUGGAGGCCGCCUUCUCGCUCGGAGGAGACUAGGUCUACGAUGCGCAGUCCGCGGAGGGAGCCGACCAGCCCGAUCAGAGUGAGGAGUCCUCGCAUAGCCGCGCCUUCACCUGUCCAUCCCAGUGUACCACCACCCGCUACGACACCUAACCCAGUAUCCGUAUUGGACCCCAGUGUAGGCCGCUCGCGAUCCCGUCAGGACGAGGCGAUCAAUCCUAUCCCUAUACACAACGCAGUACCUUCACCUUCGCACCCACCCGUUGACAUCCCACCGGACAACUGGAUCCCGUAUAUGAGUAGUGACAACGUGAUUGAACUCCCACCACCGCAUGAGAUGACGAAACCGUUGACGCCUCGCGCCUCCUCCUCCUCCCUGAUCGAGGCGACCAUGCGCGUACCUGCGUCCUCAGCUACAACCUAUGAACAACCCGUCCGCGCGCGGGACUACGCGUACACAGCUGGUGCAGGACCUUCUCAGCCUUACGGGUCAGCCUUCUCGCCUCUAUCAAAGGCCUCCACCGCGAUCUCUCAAUAUGAAAUUGUUAGCUCGCGCGGAGACCGGCAGCGGUCAGCAAGCCACGGCCGAUCUCCUUCCGACAUGCUUGCUGGCCUGAGGGACAUGAUCAGCUCACCAAGCGGGCGCAAGACUCCAGCAAGACAAGCGCGAGAGGACUCACCCAGGGGACCUCGUCCAAAGGAAGAGCCAUUCAUGGAAGCCUCUCACCCUACUCCGGCGCGUCCCGAGACUCCAGGACGAAUGGAUUCGACGUCUGGUAGCAAACCUAGCACCCUGGACAGAUUAUUCAGGAAGAAGUGGAAAAAUCGAACAUCUACCAGCAGCGGAGUACCGGACAUCCAAGUCGAGUCUCCGUCGACGAAGGAUGUGUCACCAGCAUCCUCUGGGGGCACCCUCUCCCAGCCUCACAUGCUGAGCCCGGAGACGUCCCACACGGAUCUCCCAAGUCUGGAAGUCGUGCACAACUACAUCGAUCCAGCGUUGAUGGUGAGCAAGGACAGACGAGGCCUUCCGCCCUUGCCCGAGGCCUCCAUUCCGCCAGAGGGGCAUCUACCUCCUGGCUUUGUGCCCCUUACCCCACCCGUACCGCAGCCUCCGGUCAUUCCAGCCAUGAGCAGGUCGGGUACUCCCUACGCGCCCACCUAUUCGGACAUGGACCAGAGCUCUUCGUCCAGGACCGAUUCCACGCGGUCACGGACCACCAGCAGUUCACGCAGAUCCGGGACGCCGAAGCCUGCGACACCCAAACCUCGUUCUGGGCCGAUGUACGAGGAGGCACCACUUCCGCCAGGCGUAGUCUACCCCGCCCCGCCGGGGAGGCGUCCGACACCGGGCGCUGUCACCGGCACACCGCUUCCACCGUCGCCUCCGCGCUCGACGACGCCCAGAGGAAGAAAAGGGAGCUUAUCGGCGGCACUAUCUCCCCUCUCGAUACCGCAGCUACUCUCGCCUCUACCUCUGUGA
This is a messenger RNA of Rhodofomes roseus, 2325 nucleotides long. RefSeq lists its product as uncharacterized. The record is from RefSeq and is a predicted model, not a curated record. NCBI's taxonomy places the organism in Eukaryota, Fungi, Basidiomycota, Agaricomycetes, Polyporales, Fomitopsidaceae. The transcript has 6 exons. The coding region runs from base 1 to 2325 and encodes 774 amino acids.